This is a messenger RNA of Asparagus officinalis (garden asparagus), 1321 nucleotides long. RefSeq names its product E3 SUMO-protein ligase RanBP2. The record is from RefSeq and is a predicted model, not a curated record. NCBI's taxonomy places the organism in Eukaryota, Viridiplantae, Streptophyta, Magnoliopsida, Asparagales, Asparagaceae. Gene Ontology annotation, cellular component: cytoplasm. The coding region runs from base 24 to 1013 and encodes 329 amino acids. The transcript is spliced from 7 exons. Gene Ontology annotation, molecular function: mRNA binding.
UAGCGCAAAAAAAACUUUCGGUGAUGGGCGAGGGAAGAGAAGGAGACUGGGAGUGCUCGGAGUGCCGUAACCGCAACUACGCGUUCAGAUCUCUCUGCAACCGAUGCAAGCAGCCUCGCCUCCUCGUCGACAAGAAGACCCCCGUCGACUCCAAGUGGCUCCCUCGCAUCGGUGACUGGAUCUGCGCCGGUUGCAGUAACAACAAUUAUGCAUCUAGAGAAGUAUGCAAAAAGUGCGGCCAAUCAAAGGAGGAAGCAGCAAUGCCAACAAUUGCAGUAUCUGGAGCAGCUUUGCCAACUUAUGCAAAUUAUUUUGCCAGGGUACAGGGCCUUCUUGGCUUAAAGAUGAACUAUGGGAUGACAAACAAUUCUGCUGCUCUGCAGUCAUUUCCACCAAAUUCCAAUUGGUCGAUUGGUGGGAUUGAUAAGUAUGCCCUUCAGUCAUGGUCCUCAGCUGGAAAUAGUAGUGGUGCAUUUUCAUACCCAUUUAACAGGAAUCAACUACCUGAGGUUCCAGAAGGCUGGCGCAAUGGGGACUGGAUAUGUGAUUGUGGGUUUCACAACUAUUCAUCACGUUCACAGUGCAAACAAUGCAAUGCACCGUUACCAUCUGGUAUGCCUUCUUCUGAAGCGAGAUCAUCAGUCUCGGGUUUGUUUCCAACUUUGGGGACCAAACGGCUGGCGUCAGAAGAGUUUGUUAAUGAAUGGGAUAAUAAAAGGUUGCAUGCUGGAGAUGUAGGAAAUCAUUUUCUGGUUUCUGAGCAACUAGGUGAAUCCAGUUAUGAUGAAGCACGUGGACUCUAUUCUAGAUACUCAAGUUGUAACAUGGCAAGACUGCCACCUAUGCAAGCAAAUAUUCAUCCUGCCCAGCUAGCACCAAUGCCUCCAAUUCUUGGAAAAGGGGCAAAACAAUGGCGAGAUGGGGACUGGAUGUGCACUAGCUGCAAUAACCAUAAUUUUGCUUCUAGAUCUUUUUGCAACAGGUGUAAAACUGAGAAGGAAUCUGCUACUUAGCCUGCGAGCAUUGGGGAGCUUUGUCGUCUCAAAGGGCAUGAUAUAUUUCUAUAGUUUCGUUGCUAAGAUUUUGGCUUCUCAAAGUAGUUUUGUGAGAGUUAGUUGUAUUCAUCAGUAAUUGUUCUCAAGGUGUAAUGGGUUCUUUUGUGCUCGAUGCCUGAAUAAAAUUUCAGUAGCAUUUCUCUAUUAUCUUAUGUUUUUUUCGGGUUAACUCUUCAUAUCUGCAGCUUAUGUCUUUUAAAAGAUGCAUUUUUGUAAGGAAAGUUAUACUACCAAAAAGAGUUACAAGUACUGAGAAGUUUUGAACA